AUGGCAACCGCUGCCUCUGAUGGCCCGGCCAAGCGCGAGCAGCACAUCGACUCAAACACCACCCAGAAUGGCGGCGAGGACACCGAAAAGGCGGUGCCCCUUGGGGAUGCCACCGACGAGGAAUCGGGAGCCGGUUCCCCGCAGCCGGACUCGAAACUCCAGCGAUGGAACGACACGCCCCUCAACAUCUUCCGCUAUUUCACCACUAUCUACUGCUUCAUCCUGAUGGGCAUGACGGACGGCGCGCUCGGUGCCUUGCUCCCAUACAUCGAAGGGUACUACUCCAUCAGCUACACGGUCGUCUCGCUCGUCUUCCUCUCCCCAUUCGUCGGCUACCUCCUCGCAGCGCUCCUCAACAACCUCAUCCACCACCACUUCGGCCAACUGGGCGUGGCCAUCCUCGGCCCCAUCUCCCGCCUGAUCGGCAUCAUCCCGCUCAUCUUCCACCCGCCCUACCCGGCCCUCCCCGUCAUCCUCCUCUUCACCGGCUUCGGCAACGGCAUCGAGGACUCGGCCUGGAACGCCUGGGUCGGCAACAUGCACCGCGCCAACGAGCUGCUGGGGUUCCUGCACGGCGCCUACGGCCUCGGCGCCACCAUCGGCCCGCUGAUCGCCACCGCCAUGGUCACCCGCGCGGGCCUCCCCUGGUACACCUUCUACUAUGUCAUGGUCGGCGCCGACGGGCUCGCGCUGUUCCUGACCGUCCCGGCGUUCUGGCGCGCCACUGCCAAGGUCCAUCGCGCGGCCAUGCUCGAGGCCAGCAACGGCGCCCCGCGCACCACCACCCGCACCGUGCUGCGCUCGCCGGUGGUGUGGCUGGUCGCGCUGUUUUUGCUGGGCUAUGUUGGCGCUGAGGUGUCGCUGGGCGGGUGGAUCACGACCUUUAUGCUGCGCGUGCGGCAUGCGCCGCCGUUUAUGGCGGGCUUGACGGCGACGUUCUUUUGGCUGGGCUUGACUGUGGGGCGGGUUGUGUUGGGGUUUGUGACGGGCAUGAUUGGUGAGAAGUUGGCGAUUGCUGCUUACUUGUUGUUGUCGGUUGCCCUGCAGUUGCUGUACUGGCUGGUGCCCAACUUUGCCGCCUCGGCGACGUUUGUCACUUUCCUGGGUUUUUUCCUCGGCCCGCUGUUUCCCGCUGCUGUCGUCGCUGCUACGAAGCUGCUGCCGCGCGAUUAUCACGUCUCGGCCAUUGGGUUUGCUGCGGCGUUUGGUGGCGGUGGUGCCGCGCUGUUCCCAUUUGCGGUUGGCGCUAUCGCGCAGAGCAAGGGCGUCGAGGUGCUGCAGCCAGUGGUGCUGGCCAUCUUGGUGUUUAUCCUGCUGAUGUGGUUGCUGUUGCCUGGUGGGCUGAGGAUGGGCGGGUUGGAGAAGGCGAGGGAUAACAAUGAGAAGGUUGGUGAUGAUUUCCGAAAGGGCAUGGCGUGGGUUAGGGGGAGGUCGGCGAAGACGGAGUGA
Molecule: messenger RNA, 1449 nt
Organism: Chaetomium globosum CBS 148.51
Lineage: Eukaryota; Fungi; Ascomycota; Sordariomycetes; Sordariales; Chaetomiaceae
Exons: 3
Coding region: 1-1449 (482 amino acids)
Biological process (GO): transmembrane transport
Cellular component (GO): membrane
Molecular function (GO): transmembrane transporter activity
Source: RefSeq, a predicted model, not a curated record